AGCCAGACCGGGGAAGAAUGGAGGCGGCUGCGACCGAAAUGGAGGCGGAGGUCUUAAAGGCAUUGGCCAAAUUGAGUACCGUUCUGGAGCCCGCAGGCUUGCAGGAAGAAGCAGAGCUGCCUGCACAGAUGUUGGCUGAGUUUGUGAUGGACUCUCGGAAGAAGGACAAGCUUCUGUGUAGCCAGCUGCAGGUAGCGGACUUCCUGCAGAGUUUCAUGGUGAAUGAGGACACUGCCCAGGGUCUAGCUUCUGAAGACACAAGCCGGAAAAUGGCAGCAGAAGCCAAGGAGCAGUGGAAAGAGCUGAAGGCCACCUAUCAGGAACACGUGGAGGCCAUCACAAGCGGUCUGAAGCAGGCCCUGCCUCUGAUGGAGGAGGCCCGGCUGAAGCAGGCCCAGCUCCAGGGGGCGCUUGAGCAGCUCCAGGCCAAGAAGCAAGUGGCCAUGGAGACACAAAGGGCAGCCCAGCAGCAGUGGCAACUACAGCAGGAGAUGCAUGUGCAGCAUGUGGCAGAAAUAAGAGAUCGACAGAGGGAAACUCAGCAGGAGGUUGAACGGCUGUAUCAGGACCUCGGAAGCUUGAUGAGUCAGGCCGAACAGGAACGGGAUAAGCUGCACAGACACCAGGCCUUCCUGCAGCUACUGUGCAACCUGCAGAAUCAGAUGCUCCCCGAGGCGGAGGCAGAGCGGCAGCCACCUCAGUAGUCUGUCUGUCCACCAGAUAUUCCUGAAGGUAAACCUCAGGAACGGACUUGGCCCAAGGAGCAAAACCACGGGCUCAGCCUGGGAGGAGAUGGGGUGACCCUCUCAGGUGAAUGACAUAAGAUGGGUGGAUAGGAGACAAAUUGGAAGCUAAACCGCACAAUCUAUGAACUUGAGAACAUUAACUUCUGUGACCCAGAUCGGGACACAGCCUUGUCGUCAUGUGUUUCCUCUUGGGCAAAGGGAAAGAACUGUAGAUACUCAAGUGCAAACAUGGCAAGAUCUGGCACUGGUGUGAAGGGAAGGUGCAGCCAGGAAUGGGUGAGGAGGGGCUGGCCCAAACUAUCAUUUCUCUUUCUAAUUUUGGUUUACACUCUGCAAAUGUCAUAGUAAGGUACAUACAAAUUUAUAUUAUCUUUUAAACUGAGCUAUAGAGUUGCUAGUUGUCAGGAUCGAUGACAGCAAUGAAUUUGGUUUGGUGGUUUGGAACCUUUAUUGUAGUGUUAUUUACUAUUGAUAAAAUAAUUUAUUAUUAAUAAAAGCUUCAAAAAGUU
This is a messenger RNA of Echinops telfairi (small Madagascar hedgehog), 1255 nucleotides long. RefSeq names its product ZW10 interacting kinetochore protein (gene ZWINT). The record is from RefSeq and is a predicted model, not a curated record. Gene Ontology annotation, cellular component: cytosol; dendrite; nuclear body. Lineage: Eukaryota; Metazoa; Chordata; Mammalia; Afrosoricida; Tenrecidae. Gene Ontology annotation, biological process: establishment of localization in cell; mitotic cell cycle checkpoint signaling; mitotic sister chromatid segregation.